Messenger RNA from Strigops habroptila (Kakapo), 4354 nucleotides. RefSeq names its product nudix hydrolase 4 (gene NUDT4). Gene Ontology annotation, cellular component: cytoplasm; nucleus. NCBI's taxonomy places the organism in Eukaryota, Metazoa, Chordata, Aves, Psittaciformes, Psittacidae. Bases 321 to 866 code for a protein of 181 amino acids. The record is from RefSeq and is a predicted model, not a curated record. The transcript has 5 exons. Gene Ontology annotation, molecular function: diphosphoinositol-polyphosphate diphosphatase activity; bis(5'-adenosyl)-hexaphosphatase activity; bis(5'-adenosyl)-pentaphosphatase activity. Gene Ontology annotation, biological process: diadenosine hexaphosphate catabolic process; diphosphoinositol polyphosphate metabolic process; adenosine 5'-(hexahydrogen pentaphosphate) catabolic process.
CGCGCCCGGCGCCUGCGCGGUGCGGCGCGCGCGGGCGCAGGAAUGUGUGUUACAGUUAAAUAGUGGGCGCAGGGGCGGCCGCUGCGGCGGCUGCGAGGGGCGAGCCGGGCGGCAGGGGAGCCUCCAUGGCGCGGCGCGGCUCCCGGGGCGACGGCACGGCGCUGCUGUGACAGGAGCUCGGCAGCUGGGACCGGCCUUCCUCCUGCCCCACUCCUGAGCGGGGGGCCCGCGCCGGCGUCCCGGGGGCGCGGCGGCGCUCGGAGAGCGGAGCCGUGGCGGCAGCGGCGGCGGCCGGGGACAGCCGGCGUGUCACCGCCUCUAUGAUGAAAUUUAAGCCGAACCAGACGCGGACGUACGACCGGGAGGGCUACAAGAAGCGGGCGGCGUGUCUGUGCUUCCGCAGCGAGCGGGAGGACGAGGUGCUGUUGGUAAGCAGUAGCCGAUACCCAGAUCAGUGGAUUGUACCAGGUGGAGGAAUGGAACCAGAAGAAGAACCAGGGGGAGCAGCCGUCAGAGAGGUGUAUGAAGAGGCUGGAGUGAAGGGAAAGCUGGGCAGACUGCUUGGGAUAUUUGAGCAGAACCAGGAUCGGAAGCAUAGGACAUACGUUUAUGUUCUUACUGUGACGGAAAUACUGGAAGACUGGGAGGAUUCAGUUAAUAUAGGAAGGAAAAGAGAAUGGUUUAAAGUAGAAGAUGCCAUCAAGGUCCUUCAGUGUCACAAGCCUGUUCAUGCAGAAUACUUGGAAAAACUGAAACUGAGCUGUUCACCCACUAAUGGAAACUCUGUGGUUACCCCUCUUCCAGAUAAUAACUCCUUAUAUGUCACUUCUGCACAGACUUCUGGGUUGCCCUCUACUGUGAGAUAAACAUUUGGAUUACCUUUUCAUUCAUGUCAUCACAAAGGGAGACAUCUGUGAUCACAUGUAGGCAUCUGUAUAACUGUCAGUUCUAAGUGAAAUAUGUGAAUGUGUCAUAAUGUCAAAUUUAUUUGAACAUGGUUUUCCUCUUUAACAAUGUAAAAUAGUAUCUCAGCAAACCAAAGCCAUACAAGGAUUUAUUCUUUUUUUUUUUAAGAUGCCUUAAUAGGCCUUUUUCCUUUUUUUUUUUUUUUUUUUUUUUUAAAGAAACUUGAGUAUAUAAAUUUCCAUAUCUGCUAAAAUAAAAUGUGCAUCUCAGUGGUGUUCAGCUUAUUUAAGACUUGUCAGUUUUAGUCAGUAGUUCUAAGCAAGAGUACUUGCUUACAAAAAAGCUUGAGCAAAUAGUCGUAUGCUAAACUCUGAUUUGGUAUCCAUGGAUGAAGAGCUAAGAUCUUAAGGUGGCCGUAGUUGUGGAAAUGGGUGUGUUGGAGGCAGAGAUGCGUAAGGGAGACAAUAAAGCACUAAAUCACAUUGAGCCUGCUGAGAGCAAAGGAUACCGACACUAAGCACUGCUUGCCUCAGUUAUCCAAAAGGUUGCCUUGUCCUAUGCAAUCUUCAUGUAAUGUAUAACUAGAGCAAGAACAGUAACUUUGUCUUGCAACUACCAAAACUAUCCACUGCACUUCUGUUUCAUCACUUGGUCGGCUGAUGAACUGUCAGAAGGCUUAAAUGAGAAGCAUUGUAGAUCCCUCUUCCCCAUUUUUUUUCCUUUUAGCAUUUUGAUACACAUUUUGUUCAUGGUAUAAUGACACUGCAGGUUCCAGAAACUCCUAAUCUUCAGUGAGAAGCAUCUUACAUGGUGUUCCUGCAGUCGGUUGCCAUUUAAAAAUGAUUAGGGGGAAGUAAGACUUGCCCAAGGGACAUAACCCUUAUGUUACAGAGGUAAGGUUAAGGUCUGUUAGCAAGCGUGUGUGGAGGUGCCUUGCCCAAGCUAGCAGUGGUACCUCCUGGGCUUGGAGACAGGUGGGUUGAUAGACUAGUGCAGAAAUAAUAUUCCUUUGUCUUAAUUGGCAAAUGUGCUGAAAAUCCCAAAUUUGAGUCAGUUCUUAAAUACUUUUUACUGGUUUAACAUCACUUGCUUUAGCUUCUUGAAUUAAAAGCUGGCCUCUUGAUAGAAAAGUCAGUUGGCAUAAGUGAGGUACAGCUGAUAACUUAUUUUCCCCCCCUCUUCUUCAGCCAAAAAGAUGAAAAGUAAAUCCACUGUUGGUCUUAAUGUUUUUACCAUAGGAUUACUCUCUCUGUGUAUGUGUGUGUGUGUGGUUUCUUCUAUAAGAACACAAUCUAAUUCAUAUGAACAUCCUAACUCUGAAUUUUUCUAGGAUCUAAACCUAACUGUACCUCCUCUAUAGCCAGCCAAAACAGACGUUGAGGUAGACCAUUACCUCACAUGUGAACUUUAUUCUGGGUAAAACUCAUACUCUUACACAACAUUUGAACCUUUGUAAAUAGUCCAACUAGUAAAUAGUGAGUGUAAAAUGGAAAAUAAAUGUAAUUUAAACCUUUUGUUACUCAAUACACAAAUGGUUAACUUCUACUUUUUUAACACAAAUUGUGUAAAAUGCUGCUAUGAAUUUUUUUGUGCUGUUACACUUUUUUAGGAAAAAAAAAAAAUGUUGUUGCCACAAGUUACUCCUUAGAAAACCGAUCUUGUGCCAUAUGUAAAUGCAGUGAAACCAGGGAGACAGAUGAUCUGAUCUCUUGAUGCUGCUCUCUUUGAAGAGGCAUAAAUACUACUGACAAGAGGCAUAAGCCACAAAGCUGAAGCCCUCUGAAAUGUCACAUAAGGUGCUGCUUUCCAUCGCUGUAGCUCCUUUUCCAGGUCACUUCCAGCACUGGAGAGAACACACAGCUCUGUUCAGGUGCACCUCAGCGUGGAAGUAUUGCCAACAGCUUAUCCACCCUCUUGGCGGUGAGGUGGGGAAGGAGCGCUGACAUUUCAGUAGUGGACACAAGCACAUGUGUACCUUACACUGAACCUCAUCCAGACUGGGGCACCAUGUGCUCAGCUCACUUCUUUUAAAUGAAAUGGUUGAUCAAAGCAGUGUUUUGCCAGGUGAAACAGAAGAAGGUGGAGUUGAGCACAUUGAAGAACAUCUAAUUGUUGUUAAAAUCAUACCCCCAGUGUGUAAGGGUACCUCCGGCUCUGAAGCUGCCUUCAAAAGAGUGAAUCAUUUAGCUCCCGUUUUGAUCACUUUGCUCACUUUUUUGUUCAGUAGUCAUUUUAACACUUUAAAUUGAGCAAACUUGUACAGGCUUUCUUGUAACAAGAUUAUAUAGAAUCUGUGACAGCUAAAACAAGAAUCCAGAGUUUGAGUUCUUAUUUAAAAAAAAAAAAUGCUUCUGUCUCCAUUUCAGAUUCUUGGAAUGAAACCAGUCCAAGCUUGUAUGAGAUUUAGCGGUAAUGCAUGAUCUUAUUUUGUAACUCUUGAAUUAUGUAUUUGAUAAUAAUGUAAAAAUGUACAGUAUUGCUGUUGCUAACAAACUCAGAGUUGAUUGCCUAUAAAUAUUUUGGUUAUUUUUUGGUCACACACAUUUGGGCUGUUCAAUAGUGCCAGACAUCUUUCUUUUUUAACAGCAUUUGUUGUAUAAAUCUCUUCAGUCUCUAUGCAACCUUCAGAAUGAAGCUCUAUUGCUUAGUUUGACUUCUACUCCCUUUCAAAGAGAAAUGUUGUGUGAAUUGAAAAGGUAAAUUGAAAACACUUCAGUCAUGCUACAGGGAACAACUGUAGUAACCUGGCAGCGGUACAGCUUCAGCCCUAAUCAACGUCAACCAAAAGGGUCUGUAGAAACCAGCAGAGGAAGUCUAAAGUUAUUUCUACUGCCUACUAGUUUAACUGUAGCAACAUUUUGGUUUUACGUGCAUCUCUCUUCAGAUGGGCCAAACCUAUUUCAUACAGAGCAGAUUUGGGAUUUUUCUCAUGCCAGAAAUCAUGUACAAUGGGUUCAGAUUUGGUUCUCCCCAAGAGAAAGGGAAGAGAUGGGUCAUCAGCUGCAGUUCUCAAGAAGCCUGGUCUGUACUGCUCCUUUUCCUGAUGUGAGGUUUCGAGAUUAUCAGGAGUUAGAUUAUAGUGGUAUCAAACAGAAAGAGCCUUAAAGUUUAACAUUGUGUGGUGGUUUUAACCACCGCAGGAGAUGCUGAGGAAUUGCAGAGAGGCUGUUAAAGUGCAAAACCUUACUUUGGUGCUUACUGCACCCCUGACUUAGGCUAGCGUUGGUCUGUUAACAGUGUGCUGUGAAAAAACCCUGAGAAGACACCACUUGUUUUACCUACCACCAUGGUUUGUGAAGUGAGAAGGGAAGGGGUGGGGGGAGGGGGGGGACAAACUGAGUUGUAAACAUUUUGACCUGCUUGCAUGGAUUUUCUUUAAAGAUUGAUGUAAGAAUUUUGACUUUUUAUAUUUGAGAAAUACCAGAAUAAAAUCUAAAUUAGUCCUGUG